This is a messenger RNA of Paraphaeosphaeria sporulosa, 1422 nucleotides long. RefSeq names its product beta subunit of citrate lyase. NCBI's taxonomy places the organism in Eukaryota, Fungi, Ascomycota, Dothideomycetes, Pleosporales, Didymosphaeriaceae. The transcript has 2 exons. Gene Ontology annotation, biological process: oxaloacetate metabolic process. Gene Ontology annotation, molecular function: magnesium ion binding; catalytic activity. The record is from RefSeq and is a predicted model, not a curated record. Bases 105 to 1076 code for a protein of 323 amino acids.
GCUUGGAACCAUGGAGCUGCAUAACAUUGGCAAUUGCGCUCUCUUGCAUUUCUCUGCUUGCUGGAACUCUGUGUGAAGCUCUAGUGUCAUUCUAGGAAGCCAGAAUGGCAACGUCGAGGAACAUAAUCCGCCGGGCGCUCAUGUACGUCCCCGGCUCCUCCAAGAAGAUGCUAGACAAGACCGCCUCCAUGCGCGUCGACACCGUCGCCUACGACCUCGAAGACUCCGUCGCACCUCACAUGAAACAAGAAGCGCGCCGCAACCUCGUCUCCAUCCUCUCCAAGCCGCGCCCCAGCACCAUCAAGGAAAUGUGCGUGCGUAUAAACAGCGUAGACACGGGGCUCGCCCUCGACGACCUCAGUUCCGUGCUCAAGGGCGAGCAUCUCGACGCCAUCAUGCUGCCCAAGUGCGAGAGCGCUGCGGACCUGCACUUCGUCACCGACGUGAUACGGCAUGUGCUCCCUGAGCGACACCCUGCGGAUGGCGUGCAGAGGGAGGGUGCGAGACCGCCCAUAUCGAUAAUAGCGCUGAUUGAGAGUGCCAAGAGCAUACAGAACCUCGCUGAGAUAUGCAAAGCGAGUCCCUAUCUCUCAGGAUUGGUCUUUGCCGCCGAGGACUUCGCAAAGGACAUGAGUAUAACACGGACGCCGUCGCUGACGGAGUUCCUGUAUGCGCGGUCAGCUAUCGCAACGCAUGCAAGGGCCGCCGGGUUGCCGUCUACGAUCGACCUGGUGUGCACGGCGUACAAGGGACCCGAGGGUCUCAAGACGUUGGAAGAGGAGUGCCUGAAUGGGAAGGGCAUGGGGUUCAACGGGAAGCAGUGUAUACACCCAAGCCAGAUCGAGGUAUGCCAGCGGGCGUUUGCGCCUGGAGAGGCAGAGGUAGAUUGGUCGGCGAGGGUUGUGAUUGCCGACGAGAAGGCAAGCAAAGCUGGACGCGGCGCUUGGACACUCGAAGGGAAGAUGAUCGAUGUGCCCGUGGUCAAGAAAGCGAGAGCAGUCCUUGAAAGAGCCGAGCUAUGCGAGAUCAAUGUGGAUGCUGUACGAGAAAGGUGGAAGAAUCAGGAGCCAGAGUAGGCACAGCGAUGCAUAGAGACAUGUUGUACAAUUGACUGGUAUGUGCCACCCUAUUUACACCGUAAUCAUGACGCUGGCGUUCUUGUACCAGCUCAACAACGGGUUCUCUCCAUUCCGCGUCUGCGUCUCUUCGAUGUCUGCGCGGCCAGACAUGAACACCUCGUGUGAGUAUGUGCGCGCGAAGCGCCCGGUUAUAGCAGUAUACAUGGGCUCGAUAACUUCGAAAUCGGUGGGGAACAGAAUGUCGAAAUAGCCUUGGUGGACCUGUACAUAGUUAGCAUUGUUCAGAUCUUUGGAGGGUACAUGGAACUUACGAGAGGUGUGCUGACGGGUAUCAUCUGCCUCU